This is a messenger RNA of Vigna umbellata (rice bean), 628 nucleotides long. The record is from RefSeq and is a predicted model, not a curated record. Lineage: Eukaryota; Viridiplantae; Streptophyta; Magnoliopsida; Fabales; Fabaceae.
UGAGAAGUGAUAAAUGAUGGAAUCCAUUAUGCAGGAGAAACUUAGAAUGCUAAAACCAACAAUGGUGGAGGAACAAAUAAUGUCAGAAUCGGAAACACCCCAAGCCUUUUCUCCAGGACCAACAUCAGUAAACAUAGGAGGGGAGAUAAGGAAGGAAAAGAAAAGCUACAAGAACAAAGCAACAAACUCAGCGGAUACACAGAUGCAGAAAAACAACAGUGCAGCAGAGAACAAGACGGCAAAGAUUGAAAGGCUGAAAAGUGGCUUUCAAAUUUGCAAGCCUCAAGGAACCUUUGUGUGGCCAAAUAUAGGUUUGUCUCCCCAUGUUGUGGCCAACCAUGAUGACCAAACAGUGGUCCCUACGCCACCAUCAGCUUCCUCUUCUACCACCUCAGCCCCAAAGCUCAUUUUCAAACCCCAGCCUCAGCACCUACCAUUACAAGUCCUAACCCGUCCUUCUUCCCCAGUGAAACCACUCGCAGAGAGGCGCCCUGUGAGCACAGCUACUCUGACACAUGUCACUGGCCCAUUCUCCCCUCAUCUUUCUCCUCCAUCAGGUACUCCAUUAUCCAAAAUCACCACCACCAUCACUAUUAACCUCAACGAAGCCCCUCUUACCCUAGACUAG